This is a messenger RNA of Cryptomeria japonica (Japanese cedar), 1813 nucleotides long. Its product is annotated as allene oxide synthase, chloroplastic. The record is from RefSeq and is a predicted model, not a curated record. Gene Ontology annotation, molecular function: monooxygenase activity; iron ion binding; heme binding. Lineage: Eukaryota; Viridiplantae; Streptophyta; Pinopsida; Cupressales; Cupressaceae. Bases 114 to 1565 code for a protein of 483 amino acids. The transcript has a single exon. Gene Ontology annotation, biological process: sterol metabolic process.
CGUCGGUUGUUUAAAUGGGGCCGUGUCACAAAUGUCCUUGAUUUAUUGGAUAUAUAUGAAUUUCUUUCUCCAUAAAAGAUGAGGGUAUUGUAAUUCCUUGCCAGGAAUCUUCCAUGACAAUGCGGACGUUUGCGAGCAUGGCCAAACCAGGCGUUACCUCAGCUCUUCCACUCAAGGAAAUCCCAGGCUCCUACGGCCUGCCAUUAGUCGACUCUCUCGUCGAUCGCUUCGACUACUUCGUCACUGAAGGCGCGGAGAACUUCUUCAAGACCCGAAUACAGAAAUACAAGAGCACUGUGUUAAGAGUAAACAUGCCGCCUGGUCCGCCCAUCGUGUCGGAUCCCCGGGUGAUAAUGCUCCUCGACGCCAAGACCUUCCCCACGCUCUUCGACCUCACCAAAGUCGACAAGAGAGACGUGCUCACCGGAGCCUACAUGCCCAGCACCGAUUUCACCGGCGGCUACAGGACAGCUGUCUACCAAGAUCCAUCAGAAAAAACUCACGGAAAGCUCAAGGCCUUCUGCUUCGAGGUGCUCAAGAUGUCCCGCCCAAGGAUCUUUCCCGAAUUUACCAAGGCAUUCGACGAGCUGUCUGUGGAAGUCGAAAAAGAAUUCGAGAAUGAAGGGAAGGCCUCUUUCAGCGACAAAGUGGACGAUUUAAUAUUCAAUUUUCUAUGCCGGGCGCUCAUCGGGGCCGAUCCAGUUGCUCCUGGCCCGGCUAGCCUGGGAAACAGCGGGCCUACGCAUCUUAAGACCUGGCUCGCGCCGCAGCUCGCCCCAAUCGCCAGUUCGGGCAUUUUGCCCAAGGUUCUCGACGAACUCACAAUACACACCAUUACUCUCCCGUUCGCUCUCGUCUCCCGGGAUUAUAAGAAGCUCUAUGAUUUUGUCGACACGCGCGGAUCUGCCCUUCUGGAUGUGGCGCAAAACGAGAUGGGGCUUCAAAGGGACGAGGCCUGCCACGACCUCCUCUUCCACAUCGGCUUCAACGCCUUCGGUGGAAUGUUCAUAUUAUUCCCCAGUAUUGUCAAGUAUAUUGCCAAGGCGGGCCAAGAUUUGCAGAGAGAGAUCGCCAAAGAAGUGCGUGGUGCAGUGGAGGCAAACGGAGGGCUGAAUAUGAAGGCAUUGGAGUCGAUGCCGCUACUGCGCUCCGUGGUCUACGAAGUGCUGAGAAUGGACCCACCAGUGCCGUUGCAGUACGCGCGGGCGAGGAAAGACUUCAUGGUGGAGUCGUACGACGCGCAAUAUGAGAUAAAGGAAGGAGAGCUGCUGGGUGGGUAUCAGCCGCUGGCCACCAAGGAUUCUCAUGUUUUUGCCAAUGCCGAGGAGUUUGUUCCUGGGAGGUUUCUUGGAGAGGAAGGGGAAAAGCUUUUGGAGUAUGUACUGUGGUCUAAUGGGCGGGAAACGGAUGAGAGCACGGUUGACAAUAAACAGUGCGCAGGGAAGGAUAUUGUUCCAAUGGUCGCCAGGCUUUUGGUGGCUCAUCUCUUUCUCCGCUAUGAUUCUUUCGCUGUGGACGAGUCGUCCUCUUCGGCUAUCUUUACGCAACUCACCAAGGCUUCUUAGAAAGAUAAGAUACAACCUAAUCUUUCCUUCGCAUAUGUUUGUACUUGUUAUGCUAAUUGUGUCAUUCAAAAGCUGAAUUAGUUGGCAAUCUGCCUUUCCAUGUUUAAGACGGAUAUACAUCUAGUUGCGUAUUAUAUUUCUGAUCAUCAUAAUGUCAUACACUGUGAUCUCUGCAGACACCGUCAUUGAUUUGGGUGUCUGCAAUUUCACAUUAAUCGGCUUAUUUAGCGCAUGCGAUGCCUUUUUAA